AUGGGUGCAUUUCAGUCCCUGUUUAGAAGUUUGUUUGGGAAAAAGGAGAUGAGAAUUUUGAUGGUGGGGUUGGAUGCGGCUGGUAAAACUACAAUUUUGUACAAGCUAAAAUUAGGAGAAAUUGUUACCACUAUCCCCACUAUAGGCUUCAAUGUAGAAACAGUUGAAUACAAGAACAUCAGUUUUACAGUAUGGGAUGUUGGUGGACAGGAUAAAAUCAGACCAUUGUGGAGACAUUAUUUCCAGAAUACACAAGAUUAUGUUUUUGCGAUGGACGCACCCUCAGGCGCGUUCCGAGGGCGCGUUCAGAGCUAUGUCAUCUACACAUGGGAUUUCGUCGGCUGCAAUGGAGCAAGUGUCCUCAACCAAAUAACAGCCGAAGAAAUA
Messenger RNA from Ruditapes philippinarum (Manila clam), 387 nucleotides. Its product is annotated as ADP-ribosylation factor 2-like. The transcript has 3 exons. Gene Ontology annotation, biological process: intracellular protein transport; vesicle-mediated transport. The annotation marks the transcript as partial. Gene Ontology annotation, cellular component: cytoplasm; plasma membrane. NCBI's taxonomy places the organism in Eukaryota, Metazoa, Mollusca, Bivalvia, Venerida, Veneridae. The record is from RefSeq and is a predicted model, not a curated record. Gene Ontology annotation, molecular function: GTP binding; GTPase activity.